Messenger RNA from Caenorhabditis remanei, 423 nucleotides. RefSeq lists its product as uncharacterized. The coding region runs from base 1 to 423 and encodes 140 amino acids. Lineage: Eukaryota; Metazoa; Nematoda; Chromadorea; Rhabditida; Rhabditidae. The transcript has 2 exons. The record is from RefSeq and is a predicted model, not a curated record.
AUGUACAUUUCCCCCAGAAACUUUAGUUUUAGAAAGUGUGGAAUGGAUGGAAUUCAAUUUUUGCGAGAGGCUCAUAAGGAUAUUUUUGGAGUCGAAAUUAGCUCAUCGUCCUCCUCAUCAUUCGGUGGUUCUUCUGGAGGCUCUUCAGGUUCUUCAUCUGGAGGAUAUGGUGGCUCUUCAUCUUCCCACAGUAGUUCAUCUACUCCUUCCCCUGACAAAGAUACUGAAUGGUGGCAUUGGGCACUGCUUGUUGUCAUUCUAAUUGCUAUCAUAGGAUCAUCUAUUUCGAGUUCGGUUGGUGCAUAUCUGGCAGUUCAAAGCAGUCAAAAGAAGAAAAUGGAGAUGCAGAAUCAGAAUGGUUCAGCGCCCAAAAAUAGUAAUGAAGGAGCAAAGGGAAGUAAAAGUGAUGAGAAGAAUAAAUAA